Pseudo-nitzschia multistriata is the source of this 505-nucleotide messenger RNA. NCBI's taxonomy places the organism in Eukaryota, Bacillariophyta, Bacillariophyceae, Bacillariales, Bacillariaceae. The record is from the annotation of a GenBank genome assembly.
GGGGGGGGCCUUUCCCUUCUGCACCACCAACAACAAAGAAGCCCUCCGGAGGCUGAGAACCACCUUUCUCGCGGCCGUCUACGGGUGGAUCCCGGCCACGGCGCUCGCCGCAGCGGGGGCCGUGGCCCUGGGCCGGCGUUCCUGCGGAGCCCCCCGUGCCGGGAGUUAGGGCCGCACGGGGCUUUGGAUGGAUUCGAUUCGAUUCGAUUCGAUUCGAUUCGAUUCGAUUUGAGUUUCGAUUCUCAAGGCAAGCCUGCCGGGAUUGGGACACGCAGUGCCAGUCUGGAUCACAGCCAAAACUGAUCUGUGAAAGAAAAGCCGCAUCUAGAAAUUCUUUGCUCCAAUACGGAAAGCAGUUGCCUGCUCGACAAAUGGAGACAGUAGUAGUAGUAGUACUAAAUCAAUCUACUCUGGUAUUGUAUCUGAUGGUGAUAGUUGAUGAGCAGAUGUGCUGUGAGAUUUUGAUAGGCUUCCUAGUAGUGUACAAUAAUACAUGGUUUUCAAU